GAAUGUUGUCAGUAAGUAGCAGCACGGUGGUACCAGCCCCAGACUCCCUGGCCCAGAUGUUAGUGCAGGCCCUGACCGCCCAAGAUCAUGCUCUGCUCGAGGAGGUUUUGCAUUACAAGAAAUCAGUGACAGUCGAGAAAACACUCGGCAGGUUACCCUUAUCCCAUGUUAUACCUCUUAUUCUAGCUAUUACAGAAAAGAUAGAAUCUAAGCCGAGCAGAGGAGGAGAGCUGAACAUCUGGCUCCGACAGCUGUUUGUAACUCACAGAUCCUACCUUAUUUCCAGUCCAGAUGUAGCGGCCAAGUUACAACCACUUUACAAACUCAUUGAUAUGCAGUUAAAUAACUAUCCUAAACUUACCAAAUUACAGGGUAAACUAGAGCUGCUCCUCCAAGAGAAAAAGAGCGACGAGGAGGUAACAGCUCCUUUAUCGCCGGUAUCUUUAAAAGAAGAAGAAGAGGAGGAUGUUAUUGACUCUGAUGAUUCUGAUGAUAUGUCGGACUAGAGGGUUACAUCUUUUAAGUGUGAUGGGUUAAUUUAUUUGUUUUGAUAUUUUUAACUAUAUGAGAUAUUAUUAAACGGCUAUGAAGUACUAUAAUCUAAUAUAAUACGAUUGAUCAGUUGUUUCAAAUUUCUGCUCUAUGAACGACGUUUCGAGAGAUAAGCUUCUAGGCCGGAACAAGAUUUAUAAUAUUAUCUCAGUAUCAUAUUUUUAACUUUACCAAACUGAUAACGUUUUGUGAACA
Bolinopsis microptera is the source of this 747-nucleotide messenger RNA. RefSeq lists its product as uncharacterized. Bases 3 to 506 code for a protein of 167 amino acids. The record is from RefSeq and is a predicted model, not a curated record. NCBI's taxonomy places the organism in Eukaryota, Metazoa, Ctenophora, Tentaculata, Lobata, Bolinopsidae. The transcript has 4 exons. Gene Ontology annotation, biological process: maturation of SSU-rRNA from tricistronic rRNA transcript (SSU-rRNA, 5.8S rRNA, LSU-rRNA). Gene Ontology annotation, cellular component: nucleolus.